Poecilia reticulata (guppy) is the source of this 2638-nucleotide messenger RNA. RefSeq names its product plakophilin 1a (gene pkp1a). Gene Ontology annotation, cellular component: nucleus; cytoplasm; plasma membrane. Lineage: Eukaryota; Metazoa; Chordata; Actinopteri; Cyprinodontiformes; Poeciliidae. Gene Ontology annotation, molecular function: protein binding. Gene Ontology annotation, biological process: cell-cell adhesion. The record is from RefSeq and is a predicted model, not a curated record.
GUCCCCGAGGGAGGAGUCCACACCUUCUGCUCUGGGAACAUUUACCAUAUGUGAGCUCUUUGGCUUACCCGCUGCACCCGUUGCUGCUGCGUUUCUUCAUCGUGGGGCCUCAGCUCUCGUUUGGAGAACUCAUUUGACCCACCCGCUCCAGGUCAGGGAUCCGAGUUUGGGAAGAUGAUGGGGCUGCGAUCGACCACGGACCCCGGGAGCGCGGGGGACACCUCGCUCAUGACGCCGUCCGACAAGGACCUGAGCUCGGGACAGCAACGUGUGCUGAACCAGGUCAACACCAUUAAGAGAGGCAAAUCGAAGUACAAGAACGGCACGACGAGUCCCACAAGCCCUGCUCCACCGACUUCAAAAACCUCUGACUUUGGGCUGUUCAAGUAUAGGGCAGCUAGCACCUACAGCCGCUCCAACUCCAGCGGGUCAGCCGGUUUCCACAAUAAGAAGACUCGAAGUCUAACAACUAAAAGUACGAAGGGAAGAUUAGUCAGCUCCAACAUGGAACAAGUCAACUCCUCAUCCUGGACAAAAAGCCCCAAUGGGCUGAAACCCAGUCAGAGUGACCCCUCUUUGAUUUCAGCUCGUCUUGCUCCGGCACCUAGCAUGAAACCCAAAGGGCAGAUCAAUUCAAGCCAAAUCCAAGUUACUAAAGAGACCCGUUCAACAAUUAAUGGCCCGUCUUUCACCGAGAGUCAAUCACGCAUUUUCCGGCCACCUUCCAACCAGUCUCAAACCAAUGGCAAGUUGGGCUCCAUUAGGGUGUCCCAAAUCGAGCAGUCAUCCAUGGUGAACUCUACAGGAAACAUGCAAGAUAAUUUAACCUUAUAUCAGGCCCUGGAUUACCUGGUGAGCUCUGAUGAGAGCUACCAGCAAUGUGGGGCCAACUAUAUCCAACAUGUCUGCUUCAGUAACGAAUCAGUCAAAGACGAGGUUUACACGUAUAAUGGAAUUCCACGGUUGGUGAACAUGCUGGACAGCAGCAACCCAAACUUACUAAGGGCUGCUUCUAGUGCUCUGAGAAAUCUCGUCUUCCAGCACGAUGAAAACAAGAAGGAAGUUCAGAAUUCCGGUGGCGUAGCUAAGAUCCUGAACCAAAUGAAGAACACAAAGUCUACUGAAACGCAGAGACAACUCGCUGGCCUACUCUGGAACCUGUCUUCCGUUGACGACCUGAGGACUGAGCUGACUUCGACAGCACUUAUCGCUCUGACUAAGAAUGUGGUGGUGCCAUUUAGCAUCCCAAAGGAUGACGCAGAACAUGUAGAUCCAGAAGUCUUUUAUUUUGCCACCGGCUGCUUGAGGAACCUGAGCAGCGGCUCAUCACCUCACAGGCAAAAAAUGAGAGAGUGUGAAAACCUUAUUGAGGCCCUGGUGACAUACAUUUCAUCAUGUGAGAAGGAAGGGAGACUAGAUGACAAGCCUUUGGAGAACUGUGUGUGCACUCUCCAUAACUUGACAUACCAACUAUGGAAAGAGUGUCCGGAGGCUUCAUACUCAGCAGAGGUUCGAUCUGAUAAUCAUGAGGGUAGGAAAAGCCCCACAGUUGGAUGCUUCAGUCCUAGAAGCAGAAAAGCUAAAGAUGCGAUUUUCUCAAACCUACCACAAGACUUAGGAGAAGGCAGUGAUGAGACAACCCUGGGAUCAGAGGUGAAGUGGUUGUACAACUCAAAAGCCACAGAUGCGUAUGUUGCGCUGCUCAAGUCGUCCGAAAACGAUGUCAUUAAGGAGGCCAGCUGCGGUGCCAUGCAGAACCUCACUGCAAGCAACCAUAAGGGGUCUGUAGCUGUGAGUGAACAUUUGCUCAACCAACUUUCAGACAAUUGUCUCGUGCCCAGUCUAUUGCGGUCCAAAGUUACUCAAAAGACGUAUGCCUCUCUUCUGGAUAACAUGUCUCGCAAACCCAGUUUGCUAACCCAGAUGGCACCGAAGAUUUUGCCUGAACUUGGGAAGGCUUUGGCUGACACCGAAUGGCAAAAAGAAGCAGAUCCUGAUAGUGUUGCAACUGUUUGCAAAGUGUUACCUAGACUGCUGCUGAUAGACCGGCACCUCAGCAAGAAGACCAUGACUCCAAAUUGUAUUAAGGCACUGCAGGAUUUAAGUAGUAGAGAUUCCAAAAACACUGGAUCCCUUGCAGCCUCAAAACUACUAUACAACUUGUGGACAGAUAAGUGUCUGAGAACCACCAUAAAACAUCUGAAAUUUGACAAAUUCCAAUUUGUCAGUCCAACAACCAUAGACGCCAUCAAGCUCUCCACGCCUUGAGUCGAUGAAUGUCCGCCCCAAGAUUAACAAGAGAAGGAAACCCGCCUGAUCAGAAGCUUCUGCAGCCACACCCUUAAAAUCUUCACUGCCAACCUUGUUGGGAGAGCCUAUGAGUUAUGCCCUUCAUACACUAUGCAUAUAGAGUGGAGAGAGUUUAGCCCCGCGAAUAAUCAAAAGUUGUAAUUUAAUUUUAAAAUGUUUGUGCGUUUCGGUAGGCUAAGUGUGAGAGGUAGGCGAGCGUUAGCGCUAAAAUCAAAAUUCAUGCAGCCUUCAAUACACAUAACCACUUCAUGGAUUGUGACUUGCAGCGAUUCACAAGUUGCAUCGCUGUGAAAUAUUACAAUGUUAUCAGUUACUAGUGUGGCUAGAA